UGCCUAGCACCGCUGGGACGAAGGUGCACCAGAAUUUUUACCCCUGCGUGUCCUAUCUGGGAGCCAAACAUUGCUGAGGACAUAGCAGAGGAGCAGUGGAGGAGAUGGCAGCCGAGGCAGGGGAGCUCAAGCUGCCCUUCAUCCAUGAUGACCAGCUCACCCGGUGCAUGCGUCUGAGAGCCCAGAGCCUGCAGCAGAAAAACGCCAGGCCCCAGGAUGGUGAGAAGCUGCUGCAUCCCAACGAGCACAUCUACAGGGUGGAUUUCAUCCGGCAGCACAACCUGCGCUUCCUGCGCUGGGACAUCCAACUGGAGAGAUCUGGGAAGGUGAUGGUGACCGGCACCUCCCAGCACUGGACUCCUGAUCUCACCCACCUGAUGAACCGGCAGCUGCUGGAACCAGUGGGCAUCUUCUGGAAGAAACCAGGGGCCAAGGAGGUGGAGUGCAAUGAAGCAGAUGCCCAAGAAUUUGGGGAGCGGCUCGUGGAGUUAGCCAAGAUCCGCAAGGUGAUGUAUUUCCUCCUUGCUUUCACCGAUGGCCUUGAACCUGCUCAGCUGAAGGGUUCCAUCGUUUUUAAGGCCUGAUUUCCUCCUGCUCUGUCCUUCUUGCUCAGCUGUGCUUUGUCUUCGUUUUUCUUUCUUUUGUUCAGUUCUCAGUUGUUUCUACGUGGCUCUUCAUUGAAGGAUGGCAUAACAAAAUGGUGGAGAACACCUUGGCACUUCUGGAGCUCCUCACCCCUGAAGAACAUUCCCUUAACAUGCUUUCCUCAAUCUGAAUGGAAGGGAAGAGGGGAGGAUGAGCCAUGGGUGCUUGCUGCUUUAUUUGCCUAGAGUAUAAUUCUGCUUGCUUGUGAGUUCAGGAAUUCACCAGGCCUGGCUGGCACAGUCUUGCUGGCUUGGAAAUGUUUGACUGCUCUUACCCUUCCAACCAUGGCAUGCCUGAUGGAAAAACAAAUUGCCGUGCUGCAAACAGGAUAGGCAUCCUGGAGAGAGUGCUGCUUUCCAGUUUCCAUCCCAACCAUCCAGAAUGGGAGGCUUGUUUGAGAUGGAUCCUUGCAAGGAUGCUGAGCGCUUGCAACUUACUGUGACUCCUAUGUGACUGUGACUGUGACUGUGACUGCUCCAUGUCUCUGAAGACCAGACCUAUGGAAGCUCACCUUACCAUGAAGCUGAAGGACCUUCAGACAUGUUGUGUUCAGCAGAUUGCAAACUCAUUGGACAAAAAAAUAGGAGGGUGGACCUUGCUUUUCCUGACAGCUUUCACUGUUUAACACUGGGGGUCAAUGUGGGGAGGUGUGCUCAAGCAUGUUGCCUUCCUCUUGCUGCCUGUAUUUCUGUUACUGAGAUGGGUUGGAGCAGGCAUGUGUUUGUGUGCAGAGCCAGCAGCUCAGAGCAGGCUGUAGGUCUAAGCCAGCAGCUAGUCCCCUGCAGCAAAAGCAAUCUGUGCAUGAUUAUGGCCUUAAAACAUCUUCAUGGCCAAGAUGGGGCAUUGAGCAACCUGGUCUAAUGGAAGGUGUCCCUUUCCAUGACAGGGUGGUUGGAACUAGAUGAUCUCUAAGGUCCUUUCCAACCCAAACCAUUCUUUGAUUCUGUGAUCUAUAGAGAGCGCUUCGCAGACCACAUCCAGGAUGUUUUGUUCCUGUCUCAUCUAUUGAUAGUGGAUAAACUGCUAACUUUGGACAUCCUCUUUUCCUCCUCCAGAAGGUACUUUAGUGACACUUCUUGAGAGUCAAGGGUGGAAAUGUCCUUUGAAAAGGUAUUUUUAUGAUUGUUUGCACCCAAAUGAUGGUGUGCAUUCCUCAAAGUAUGGACUGAGGUUUUCCUGAGGUGUAUAAGGAGGGGGCAAUGAUGGGAAACCAGCAUGAGAUGGCAUGAUACCCAUGGCCUACUGAUUGUGUAGAUCAUCCCCAAAAGAGUCCAGCUUCUUCUCCAGAUCCCAUGGAAGUCCUGGACACCAUGCCCUCUCUAGCCCAGUGACAGUGUAUAACAUGAUAUGCACAAGUUGUGUUAGAGAGAAAGGAAAAGUCAAACAGAGAUGGAGAGAAGUUGGGAAAUUUGAGUCUUGCCUGCAGCCAAAGUUCAUCAACCACAUAUGGCCAUGCCAUGGACACUGCUGGAGAAGUUGAUGUCAUUGCUUAUAUCCCAAGACAUGCUGUAUUCAGUGAAGAGAAAUAAGUGGGGACUCAUCCCUGCUUGGCUAUAGUAUGGACAUAUGGUGGAUCAAACCCAGUUCUAGGGUCCCAAAACAGUCUCUUUUUCUAUAGGAGAACCCUCUUCAUACAUCCCAGAACAAAGUCCCCGAGUGCAAAACAGAUCAGAUCCCAUAACUGGAGUCACUGCCAACUUCCAAAAGGGUUUUUGCUUGCCAGGUCUCAUAAUAUGUAAUUGCUACAAUGCUGUUUGCUCAGUUAGAGUUCCUGCAGCAGGUACCUUGCUUGGUAUUGACGUGCCACAGUAAAUAAAAGCCUUAUCAGCUGGUUUCCCCUUAAGGAUCAAGGCUGUCCAUAUUUUCUUGAUUCCCUGUUUGGUAGCUGCCCUAGUCCUGCAUGCAGUAAGGCAGAACCCACCAUUUUUCAAGUCAUUUCUGGUAGUUUUGAUAACCUUUUCCUCUGCAAAAAAAAAAAGUAAAUAGAACAUUUACCUUCUUCUCUCUCAGUGUGAAAUGGAGCGUUUAGUAUUUGGUUUGGUUUGGAGGGGUGUGAAGUUGGGCAGAGGAGAAACUGAUGGAGGAAUUGAUCCUCCGGUGGAUCUCACCUUUCCAUCAGAGCUGGGAGUGGGAGGUGAGUGGGGGACUCAGAUUCCUCUCUCCCAUAGGGCAGAUGAUCCAAUUCAUGCCAACCACUGAAAAUAUCCCUACAGAGUUUUCGUACCCUGAAAAGGCUUUCAGAUACACCACUCCAUCCCAUCUCCUGGAGAAGUUCAGUCCUGGUUUGUUCAGCAGAUUGACACAGCAGGUUUCCCUCUUCCCCGUCCUCAGCUGGGAAGUUCCCAACAGAAUAUCUCCUGCUUGGAGGA
Molecule: messenger RNA, 3014 nt
Organism: Lagopus muta (rock ptarmigan)
Lineage: Eukaryota; Metazoa; Chordata; Aves; Galliformes; Phasianidae
Gene: OMP
Product: olfactory marker protein
Exons: 1
Coding region: 105-584 (159 amino acids)
Biological process (GO): sensory perception of smell; signal transduction
Cellular component (GO): neuronal cell body; cytosol; axon
Source: RefSeq, a predicted model, not a curated record